AUGGCAUGUGGCGCCAUCGGCGCUCUUGCUAUGAGCAUCCCGGUGUCCGUUGAACAUUCCAAGAUCCUUCACCAGGCCCGAGACGUGCAGGAUGAGUAUGACUACAUCAUAGUCGGCGGAGGCACCUCCGGACUGACUGUCGCUGAUCGACUGACUGAGAGCGGGGAACCAAAUGGCAGCUCUGUCAAUAACGUGUCCGGCGGCGCCCAGGCGUUCUUCAACGCUUCUCUCACAUUCAACUUUCCCUCUGAACCACAAGUCAAUCUUGGCGGCCGCACCGUCGGCGUCGUCGGCGGUGUUCUCCUCGGCGGCUCGUCCGGUGUCAAUGGUUUCCAGGUCCACCGACCGCAGAAGGCAGACAUCAACCGAUGGGGAUCUUACUUUGGCAAAUGUUCGGACUGGAGCUGGGAGAACCUCCUGCCGUAUUUCAAAAAGGCCUGGCAGCUUCACCCGCCGUCCGAAGAGACCGUUGAAGAAUUUGGCAUCAGAUACGACGAAAGCUACUGGGGAACUGAUGGUGGGAUCCACGCCAUGUUUCCGUCCUUCAAUUGGCCUUUCUUGAAGAAUCAGAUGGAAGCCUACGAAGAGAUUGAGGGGGUCGAGUUCCCUGUUGACUCUGGCGCCGGCGAGCCGGGUGCAUUCUGGUACCCUCACUCGGCAAACCCUGAGCAGGUGACGAGGUCGUUCGCAUUGAGCGAGCACUGGACCGGUAAGGCGACUGUGCUCGAUAAUUAUGAGACUGUGCUCGGGCAGAGAGUUUUGCGCGUGCUUUUUGAAGACAAAGUGGCCGUAGGUGUCGAGUACGUCGCUGCUGGUGCUAUCAAUGCUUCGGGAGCACGCGUUGUGAGUGCUCGAAAGGAGGUUAUCGUCGCUGCUGGCACGAUUCAUACCCCUCAGAUCCUGGAGGCGAGUGGCAUAGGAGGUCGUGCCCUCUUGGAAGAAGCGGGGAUUGACGUCGUCGCUGACCUGCCUGGGGUCGGUGCCAACUUCCAGGAUCACCCCCUGGGCGGAGGCGCAUCAUUCACUUUUACGAACUGGGAUUUUCAUCCUGAUUCUAGUGACCUUCAGACGAACGAGACAUUCCGUGCUGAAGCAGAAGCCGAAUUCGCAGAGAGUCGUACAGGCCCCCUGACUAUCGCUUCUGGCAACGCAGCCUCUUUCCUCCCCUUUUCCGUGAUCGCCCCCUCCACCUUUGAAGCCAUUGCCUCAGCCUACGAAGCCCAGGACCCUGCGGCGUAUCUACCUGCCAACUCGGACCCUACCCUCAUCGCCGGCUACGCCGCGCAAAAGACGCGUUUCGCCGCGGCCCUCCGCGCGAAAGACGCAGCCUUCUACAACCUCUUCCUCCGCGGCACCAACACAGAGGGCUCCUCCAUCGUCUUCCUCCACCCCCUCUCGCGCGGCACCGUCCACAUCAACACGGCAGACCCCUUCUUCGCCCAGCCGCGGGUCGACUACCGCGCCCUCUCGAACCCCACCGACCUCGACAUCCAGGUCGAGUUUGUCAAGUUUUCGCGACGCUACUUUCUCGAGACGAGCCUCGCCGAGUUCGGACCGGUCGAGGUGUCGCCUGGCGCCAACGUCACGUCCGACGAGGCGUUGCGGGAGGCGCUGCGGGGGCUCAUCAGCCCGACGUGCUUCCACCCCGUCGGCACGGCGGCCAUGUUGCCGCGAGAGCUGGGCGGCGUCGUCGACGAGAAGCUCCUGGUGUACGGCGUCGAGAAGCUGAGCGUUAUCGAUGCGAGCGUGCAGCCUGAUCUGCCGGGGGCGUAUACGCAGCAGCCUGUGUAUGCGAUUGCCGAGAAGGCCGCGGAUCUGAUCAAGGCCCGGGCUUGA
Messenger RNA from Verticillium dahliae VdLs.17, 1836 nucleotides. RefSeq lists its product as uncharacterized. NCBI's taxonomy places the organism in Eukaryota, Fungi, Ascomycota, Sordariomycetes, Glomerellales, Plectosphaerellaceae. The transcript is spliced from 8 exons. Gene Ontology annotation, biological process: secondary metabolite biosynthetic process. Gene Ontology annotation, molecular function: oxidoreductase activity, acting on CH-OH group of donors; flavin adenine dinucleotide binding. Bases 1 to 1836 code for a protein of 611 amino acids. The record is from RefSeq and is a predicted model, not a curated record.